Homarus americanus (American lobster) is the source of this 717-nucleotide messenger RNA. RefSeq names its product splicing regulatory glutamine/lysine-rich protein 1-like. The transcript is spliced from 2 exons. The coding region runs from base 1 to 717 and encodes 238 amino acids. The record is from RefSeq and is a predicted model, not a curated record. Lineage: Eukaryota; Metazoa; Arthropoda; Malacostraca; Decapoda; Nephropidae.
AUGGCCGACAAGAUAAACCAAUUAAUUGAGAGUAAAGGAUUGAGAACUCUCGAUUUGUGGGCAAUACGCAUAAACUUAGCCUCACCAUCAAGAACAACCAACCAAAAAGACAAGCAAAGUGAGGCAAGAAUCAAGCAAAAAGACAAGCAAAGUGAGGCAAGAAUCAAGCAAAAAGACAAGCAAAGUGAGGCAAGAAUCAAGCAAAAAGACAAGCAAAGUGAGGCAAGAAUCAAGCAAAAAGACAAGCAAAGUGAAAGAAUCAAGCAAAAGACAAGCAAAGUGAGGCAAGAAUCACAAAAGACAAGCCAAGAAUCAGCAAAGACAAGCAAAGUGAGGCAAGAAUCAAGCAAAAAGACAAGCAAAGUGAGGCAAGAAUCAAGCAAAAAGACAAGCAAAGUGAGGCAAGAAUCAAGCAAAAAGACAAGCAAAGUGAGGCAAGAAUCAAGCAAAAAGACAAGCAAAGUGAGGCAAGAAUCAAGCAAAAAGACAAGCAAAGUGAGGCAAGAAUCAAGCAAAAAGACAAGCAAAGUGAGGCAAGAAUCAAGCAAAGACAAGCAAAGUGAGGCAAGAAUCAAGCAAAAGACCAAGAAAGUGAGGCAGGAAUCAAGCACACCCGAAGCACAAUUAGCGUCAACCAUGAAGUGCCACAUCAGUAACAGGAGGACACGUCUCAGGGCCCCAGUCUUCGCCACCUCUCAGGAUCUUCCAGUGAGCUGA